Molecule: messenger RNA, 1125 nt
Organism: Gloeophyllum trabeum ATCC 11539
Lineage: Eukaryota; Fungi; Basidiomycota; Agaricomycetes; Gloeophyllales; Gloeophyllaceae
Product: Clavaminate synthase-like protein
Exons: 9
Coding region: 1-1125 (374 amino acids)
Molecular function (GO): dioxygenase activity
Source: RefSeq, a predicted model, not a curated record
AUGCCCUCCAGAACCCUGCCACCGGUUACGCCUUAUAUACCGGCCCCUGAGGCAGCGGAAGAGUUGGACUAUGCAGAUCUUCCUGUCAUUGACUUGAGCACAGCUGCGACGGCGGAGGGUCUGAAGGAACAAGCAACAGUGGCAAGAGAUGCCAUGCGGAAUAAAGGUUUUUUCUAUGCCAUAAAUCACGGCUAUACGCCUCUUCAGCGUAUGUUUGAUGUUGCCAAUAUUCCGUUCGAAGAUGUUCCUAGGGAGGAGAAGCAAACCUACGCGGGGAAUAUAAAGGCGACCGGAUCAUAUCUCGGAUAUAAGCUUCGAAACUACUGGCACAUCGAGAAUGGCGUGCAUGACCAACUGGAGCAUUAUAAUCUCAACGGCGACGUUGAUAGACGUCAGCAUCCGCAAGCACUACGCCCUCUGCUCCCAGAGAUAGAAGAGUUCGCCAAGCAUUGCCACUUCAGUGUUCUUCAUCCCAUUCUGAGGCUUUUGGCGGUUGGCCUUGAGAUGCCCGAGGAAACGCUCGUCAAUAGCCACACGUACGGGACAGUGAAGAAUGAAUCAUACGUAUCCUUCGAUGUUCUGACUCCUCUAUCAAACGAUGAGUCCAGCUGGCCACGGUCCGAAGACGAGGAAGAGAAGACAAACAAUGUAUGGCUCAAAGGGCAUACAGACUUCGGAAGCAUCACCAUACUUUGGAGUCAGCCCGUCGUUGCGCUCCAGAUUCUAUCACCGAGCGGGCGGUGGCAAUGGGUAAACCACAUCGACAAUGCUCUCGUCAUCAAUGCAGGUGACGCCCUGGAAUUCCUGACUGGUGGAUUUUAUAAAGCGACGAUCCAUCGGGUCGUCCAGCCACCUCCAUCACAAAGGGGUUAUACGCGCCUCGGCGUGUUCUAUUUCGCCAUGCCCAACGGCGACGUCGUCCUGGAACCCAUGGUGAAAGAAAGUCGGGCACUUCAAAGAGAGAAGGGACACUUAGAGAGACGCUUCGAAGAAGGAAAGGCACCAAUCAUGGAAUCCUGGCGGAGGGCGAGGACAAGUGCAUAUGGGAAGUCUGAACUGAAGAAGAGCGAUGAUGGAGCAGACGUGGAGAUCAUUAACGGAGUGACCGUGAAGCACUACAACUGA